GGAGCAGAAGAGAAAUGCAUGAUAAAGGACAUGUUAUUUUAAAUAGGCUUUUAAACAAUUGUCUGGUAGAGGAAGCCAAUAAAAGGGAAAAUGUUAAGAUGCAUGAUGUUGUAAGGGACAUGGCAUUGCGUGUUAAGAGCACCGGUCCAAGUAAGUUCAUGGUGAAAGCUAAAAUGAGAUUGACAGAGAUACCAGAGGAGGAUGAAUGGACUGAAGAUCUAGACAAGGUUUCCCUAAUGGAAAAUGAAAUAUCAUAUAUCCCUAUAAAUAUGUUCCCCAAAUGCUUGAUGCUCUCAACCUUAAUUUUGAAGGGUAAUGCAGGAUUGAGGCAAAUUCCAGAGUGUUUUUUAGGAAACAUGCCCCUACUGAAGUUUCUUGAUCUUUCUUAUACUGGCAUUGAGGCUCUACCUAAUUCUUUAUGUAGCUUAAAAAAUCUUACAGCACUAAUUCUCUGUGGAUGUCAGAGAUUAGAACGCAUGCCUUGCUUGUCAAAGCUUAAAGCACUGAAGAAGUUGGAUUUGAAUGGAGCAGGCCUUCUUGUGGCCCCUGAAGGCAUUGAAAUGUUAGAAAAUCUGGAAUAUCUUGAUUUAUCUUGUCCAAACCUCGGGGAGCUACCAGUAGGAAUAAUCAGUAACCUCUUCCGCCUCCAAUACCUACGUAAACAAAAGAUUUUUUCAACUGAAGUAAGAGUAGAGGAAGUAGCAAGAUUGGAGAUGCUGGAAUGUUUUGAAGGUGGAUUUGAUUGGCUGAAAGACUUCAACAGUUUUGUUAGCAAGUUGAACCAUUUUGGAAGACCCAGUCAUUACUGGCUUACAACAGCAGUGCCAGAGGAAGACAGAGAGGGGUAUUUUUGGAAAUUCACCAAUAAUGAUGCUCUUAAAAGGGUAACUUUAUUCAAAUGCAAGAUGGGAGGAGAAGAUGCGUUGGUGCUUCCAGAUGACCUUCAGGAUUUGAGGAUUGAAUGCUGCAAUACGGUCCGUGAUAUUACUAUUUUUCUAAAAAAUUUGACUCAAUUACAAACGUAUGCUUUGGAUGGGUGCCAAGGGAUAGAGUGUGUGGUCUCCUCAUCGUCCUUGAUAGUUAUGAAUAAUCUUGAAGAACUAUCUCUUUGGAGUUUGUGUAGCUUGCGAGAUCUUGUAAAAGUGGAAAAAAGAAUAUCCUCUCCCAUCUUUUCCAAUCUUAAAGAGUUGAAUGUAGUGGCCUGUUCAAAAUUGAACAAGUUGUUUCCAUGUGAGCUGCUGCAGUGUCAGGGCCUCCAAAACUUGGAGGAAAUUCAUGUUGAAGAUUGCUUGGGGAUGGAGGAAAUAAUAGAAUGGGAAGAAGAAGAGGAAAGAAAUCAACCAACUACUACUACAAUAUUCACUCUUCCAAAAUUAAGGUCAUUGUACUUGGAUUGUUUACCAGAAUUGAAGAAAAUCUGCCCAAAAAGAGGAGUUAUGGAUUGUGAUUCUCUCAAUUCCAUUUGUAUAAAAAACUGUCCUGAGAUAAGGAGGAUUCCCCUUUGUCUUGGAAGGGAAAACAGGCAACCAGCUCUUCCUGCUAUCAAAGUCGAAAUUUAUAAUCCAAAAGAAUGGUGGGAAUCUGUGGAGUGGGAGAAUCCUAAUGAUAAGAAUGUCCUCCAAUAUGAUAGUUGCGGUGCUUGGGUACGCGUUUCUCAUCUGUCUGUCCGGCAUUGAAGGUUUCUCAAGGACUCAAAAUGUCAACCUGAAUGGAUUUAUUGGGUGACUACUGACUAUCAAUCUGGUCAAUCCGUGUCCAAUUUCUAAUGCCCAACUCAGGUAUGUCAUGUGUUUUCAGGAAGCCUUUUUUUCAUUUUUGGCUGGCUAUUAUUUGCUUCCCUAGAAUUAAGUGAUUUCUCCAUACAUCCUUGGAGCAAGCUGCAUCUCUUGGCUCUUGCCAUCUCAAAAC
Messenger RNA from Rubroshorea leprosula, 1908 nucleotides. Lineage: Eukaryota; Viridiplantae; Streptophyta; Magnoliopsida; Malvales; Dipterocarpaceae. The record is from the annotation of a GenBank genome assembly.